Messenger RNA from Hibiscus syriacus, 1150 nucleotides. RefSeq lists its product as uncharacterized. Bases 197 to 1003 code for a protein of 268 amino acids. The record is from RefSeq and is a predicted model, not a curated record. NCBI's taxonomy places the organism in Eukaryota, Viridiplantae, Streptophyta, Magnoliopsida, Malvales, Malvaceae. The transcript has 7 exons.
UUUCUUGUGUAUUUUCUUUUCCGUUCUCCGUGUUUGAGCCUGUUCUCCAUGAUUCUGUGGUUAAUAUUGAUGGGGUUGUCUUGCUUUCAUCGUAAUCUAAGUGGAAUAUGCUGUCGUUUUCAAAACAAAGAGAGAACACCAUCUUUUUCUAUUUAUUACUAAGCUCUUAGUUCUGGCUCUUCCACAGCUCUCUUGGAUGGGUUCAUUCACGAAUAUGAACACUGUUGGGAGGGACACUGAAGCUAAAUAUGAAUGCUUGCUUUUUGACAUGGAUGGUACUUUAUACCCUUUGAGUCUAGGUGUUAACUUAGCAUGCCGCAAGAAUAUUGAAGAAUUCAUGUUGCAAUAUCUUAAUAUUGAAGAAAGUGAAGUAUCAAGAAUGUGCUUGGAAUUAUACAGGGAAUAUGGAACAACAAUGGCUGGUUUAAAGGCUCUUGGCUACAAAUUCGACGACGACGAGUUUCAUGCGUACGUUCAUGGAAGAUUGCCAUAUGAAAAACUUAGGCCUGACCCUGUGUUAAGAAACCUGCUAUCAUCCCUGCCACAGCGGAAAAUCAUUUUCACCAAUGCUGAUAAGGCGCAUGCACAACAAGUUCUGAAAAGGUUGGGUUUAGAAGAUUGUUUUGAAGGCAUCAUAUGCUUUGAAACUCUUAACCCUCCCCUUGAACCAGCUGAUAUAACUGAUGCCUGUAGCGUCUGUUCCAAGCCACCAAUUCUCUGUAAACCCUCACUGGAUGCUUUUAAAGCCGCUAUUCAUAUUGCAAAUGUCGACCCGAAGAAAACAAUUUUCUUUGAUGAUAGUGCUCGUAACAUUGCAAGUGGAAAAGAGGCUGGGCUUCACACGGUUAUUGUUGGGAGCUCCAUCCUUGUGCCCGGUGCAGAUUACGCCUUGAGUAGCAUCCAUAAUAUCAAAGAAGCGAUACCGGAGAUAUGGGACGGCGAAGAGGAGCAGAUGGAGCAAGUUAUCCAAUCUUCUGCAAUUGAAACCGUGGUCCUAGCAUAGAUUUCACUUCAAAGUUGAAUCUGUCCUUGUUAUAUAAUCUACAUGGGGAAAUGUUUCUAUUAAGCUUAUAAUAUGGACUACAAAUUAACUAUAUCCACAUGUACUUACAAUAUAAGAAAUGCUUAUGUUAUGUAUCUUUAAGAUUCA